UCUUGUAAUAAUGGUUAGUUUACGCAAGAAUCUUCAAGAUGUGGAGUCAAAUCGCUGUCCUUUGUUCGUUUUUACUUUAUACGGUGUACUCGCAAAAUACAGAUGAUUGUGUAUGUGUACAAUAUUAUCAAUGCAGUGUCAAUGGUACAGUAAUUACUGAUGGAGAUGGACUACUUGGUGAAAGACUUGGUGAUUCAUGCAACAACUGCAACUGUCAAGGCACCGACGUCUGCUGCCUCCUCCCCAAAAACGAAACCGUGGUCUCCCGUCAACCCGAAACCUUGCCAGCUUGUGGCUACAGCAACUCAAACGGCAUCGGUAACUCCAACGCCGGAGACAGCACAACCUCCCUCGGCAACGAAUCCGUCUUCGGAGAAUUCCCAUGGAUGGUACAAAUUUUCGAAGACUCAAAGUACCGAUGUGGAGGUUCCUUGAUCCACCCUUCCGUCGUCCUAACGGCUGCCCAUUGCGUCAAGUUCUUCAACAACAGGACCUACACUGUACGAGCUGGGGAAUGGGACACCUCAAGCACCAACGAAAUUAUGAAGCACGAAGAUCGUGGCGUGUUCGCCAUCAAGUCCCAUGAAGGAUUCAGAGACAAAAUUUACUAUAAUGACGUCGCCUUGGUGUUUUUGUCCGAAGCUUUCAACCUUAAGCCACACAUCAACGUCGCAUGUUUAGCACCAGCAGAGGGUAUUUCGACGAAUACCAGAUGUUUUACGAUUGGUUGGGGAAAGCCUAAAAUUGCUCCAAAUCAGAAUGAUUCAACCAUUUUGAAGAAAAUUGAUCUGCCUUUGAUUGGGAGACCUGAUUGUCAGAAAGCCUUGAGAACAACAAGGGUCGGACAGUAUUUUAAUCUCCACGAAAGUUUCAUCUGUGCGGGAGGGGAGAAGGAUAAAGAUGCGUGUACUGGAGAUGGGGGCGGUCCUUUGUUUUGCCCUAUUGAAGGUCAAGAGAAUAGGUUCCAGCAAGUGGGGAUAGUGGCCUGGGGUAUUGAUUGUAAUACGGAAGGAAUUCCUGGAGUGUAUGCAGAUGUCUCGGUUUUGAGGAAAUGGAUUGAUAAAGAGAUGUCUUCUAGAAAUUUGGAAACUAAUAUCUACCAGCCAAGUUAAUUUUGAGACGAUUCGCAUAACUACUGGUUUUAGUCAACAUUGAACAUUUAUGACCAGCGUCAGACGUUUCAGGCCCCAGACUUACGUAAUUUAAUUCGAUUUAAUUUAAUUAUGGUGAUAUCCUUUAAUGAUAAUUUGUAAGUUUGAUAACUGAUAUGAAUCGAUAUUGAAUGCAAACAGGUAAUAAAAUAAUUCUUAUUGUUUUAGGUACCUGUGCGUGUUAAUAUGGAAAAUUUAUUUCAAUUGUUUCAAACGAAUCAUAUUUCUUUCAAUAUCAUAAGGUGUCACAAAAUGAAUAAAAUUUUUGCUUCUU
Zophobas morio is the source of this 1425-nucleotide messenger RNA. RefSeq names its product phenoloxidase-activating factor 2-like. NCBI's taxonomy places the organism in Eukaryota, Metazoa, Arthropoda, Insecta, Coleoptera, Tenebrionidae. Gene Ontology annotation, molecular function: serine-type endopeptidase activity. The transcript has 2 exons. Bases 39 to 1112 code for a protein of 357 amino acids. The record is from RefSeq and is a predicted model, not a curated record. Gene Ontology annotation, biological process: proteolysis.